AUGCUAUCCCUCAAAGGAAAAGUCGCCCUCAUUACUGGCCUUGGUCAAAGCCACUGCGAAGGAUGGGGAAUUGGCGCCGCCAUCGCCGUCCUACUAGCACGACAAGGCGCCAAGAUCUUCGGUGGAAACCGCACUCUUGCCUCAACAAUCUCCACCAAAACUGCCAUCGAAGCCGAAGGUGGAUCCUGCGAUAUUGUCGAAACCGAUGUGACAUCGGGCAUCUCAACAAAGGCUCUCGUGGAUGCCUGCAUGGCGAAUCAUGGACGCAUCGACAUCCUCAUAAACAAUGUUGGGCGAUCGGAGCCUGGAUGCCCUGCCACGAUGCCGGAAGAGAUCUGGGAUUCUCAAGUCGACCUCAACCUCAAGAGUGUGUUCCUGAUGUGCCAGCAUGUCUUGCCGAUAAUGGAAAAGCAAGGCAGCGGUGCUGUUGUUAGCGUUGCUAGUAUUGCUGGCUUGCGGUAUAUUGGGAAGCCCCAGGUCGGAUACUCUGCAACAAAGGCUGCGAUCAUUCAACUGAUGAAGACAACGGCUGUCAUCUAUGCGCCUAAAGGUGUGCGCUUGAAUACUGUCGUUCCUGGGCUGAUGGAUACUCCGUAUACGAAAGGAUUGGUCUCUCGGUAUGCCGCUGACGGUCAAGCGGAGGAGUAUAUGCAGAUACGCAAUGCGCAGGUUCCUAUGGGGAAGAUGGGAGAUGCUUGGGAUGUCGCCAAUGCCACGCUUUUCCUUGUCAGCGAUGAGGCACAGUACAUCACUGGACAGGAGCUUGUAGUGGAUGGUGGUAUCACAUCUUCGACGGGAAGGACAUGA
Penicillium soppii is the source of this 807-nucleotide messenger RNA. RefSeq names its product SDR family NAD(P)-dependent oxidoreductase. The record is from RefSeq and is a predicted model, not a curated record. Gene Ontology annotation, molecular function: oxidoreductase activity, acting on the CH-OH group of donors, NAD or NADP as acceptor. Lineage: Eukaryota; Fungi; Ascomycota; Eurotiomycetes; Eurotiales; Aspergillaceae. The transcript has a single exon. The coding region runs from base 1 to 807 and encodes 268 amino acids.